Hibiscus syriacus is the source of this 888-nucleotide messenger RNA. RefSeq lists its product as uncharacterized. The coding region runs from base 176 to 772 and encodes 198 amino acids. The record is from RefSeq and is a predicted model, not a curated record. The transcript is spliced from 2 exons. NCBI's taxonomy places the organism in Eukaryota, Viridiplantae, Streptophyta, Magnoliopsida, Malvales, Malvaceae.
CAAGCUUUUUCCCAUGUCAAAGUUUCAAUCUUUAAUCGGAACAAACAAUACAGAAUCCUAUAUAAAAAUGUGAACAAAACCCUACGAUCAAAUCGAAGCUGCUCUACUUUUCCUCUUCUGUACCAGGAAGCAUAUACCUUGAAGAAACACGAUCGAAGCUUGCAAGAUUUCACUAAUGGAUGAAUCUGAUCCGUACCCAAAGGACUAUGGAACCGGCACCGGCGACCCCAGGAGACUGACAUCAACUUCUUCAUCUUCUUCUUCAUCCACAACAAGCGUUCACGUGACCGCCUUGGACGGCCUCGUCAACGUGAACUCCCUUUUCACCAUCGCCGUCUUCGUGGGCCUUUCUUUGACCACUCCCGGCCAGCGCAGCCUCGAGAAUCGAGCCCCCUGCGACGCCGGCAUCGACGUUGCUAAAAAGCUCUUGGUGUUCGAGGUCGUCUCCUUCAGCUUCUUCCUUUUCUCCUCCCUGGUGGCGCAGGGCUUGAAGCUGGCCAUCAAUCUGUUGAACAGCAAAGACGUGGAUGAAGCUUUCAGAGCACACAUUAACCUCAAAGUAUUGAGGUUCGGGAUGAUGGGGUCCGCCGUGGGGUCCGUCAUGGGGUGCUUGUUUCUGAUGCUGUCGAUGGUGAACGUGAUCGAGAUACGGCUGGGGAUGUUGUCUUGUGGCAGUAAGUCCGCCAUUAAUGCGGUGGCGGCUUUGGUUACUCUGGUUUCUUCUGCUCUCUUGGUUUACAUUUCCACUGCUGUUUAUGCUUUCUUGCAUUGAAUCGUCAAACAAAUAUUGUUUGGUUGCUUGUUGCCAUGAAACAAAUAUUGUAAAUCAAAGUCGUGGGUUGGUUGGCCUAAAUUAAGAAUCCAAUAUACAUUUAUUUUCAACAUUUA